Messenger RNA from Microtus oregoni (creeping vole), 11141 nucleotides. RefSeq names its product adenylate cyclase 1 (gene Adcy1). Gene Ontology annotation, cellular component: plasma membrane. Gene Ontology annotation, biological process: adenylate cyclase-activating G protein-coupled receptor signaling pathway; intracellular signal transduction; cAMP biosynthetic process. The record is from RefSeq and is a predicted model, not a curated record. Gene Ontology annotation, molecular function: adenylate cyclase activity. NCBI's taxonomy places the organism in Eukaryota, Metazoa, Chordata, Mammalia, Rodentia, Cricetidae. The transcript is spliced from 20 exons. Bases 58 to 3414 code for a protein of 1118 amino acids.
GGCGCCCCGGGCCGGCGAGGGGCGCGCCCGUGGCCGCGGCCGCUGCAUGGCGCUGAGAUGGCGGGGGCGCCGCGCGGCCAAGGCGGCGGCGGAGGCGCGGGCGAGCCCGGGGGCGCAGAGCGGGCGGCUGGGCCGGGCGGACGGCGCGGGCUCCGGGCGUGUGGCGAGGAGUUCGCGUGCCCCGAGCUGGAGGCGCUGUUCCGCGGCUACACGCUGCGGCUGGAGCAGGCGGCCACGCUGAAGGCGCUGGCGGUGCUUAGCCUGCUGGCGGGCUCCCUGGCGCUGGCUGAACUGCUGGGCGCGCCGGGUCCCGCGCCUGGCCUCGCCAAGGGGUCUCACCCCGUGCACUGCAUCCUCUUUCUGGCGCUGUUCGUGGUCACCAAUGUCCGAUCCCUGCAGGUGUCCCAGCUGCAGCAGGUCGGUCAGCUGGCGCUGUUCUUCAGCCUCACCUUCGCGCUACUCUGCUGCCCCUUCGCGCUGGGUGGCCCGGCGAGGGGUUCUGCGGGAGGCGCAGUGGGAGCCGCGGUUGCUGAGCAUGGGGUUUGGCAACUCCUUUUGAUCACCUUCGUAUCCUAUGCCUUGCUGCCCGUGCGCAGCCUACUGGUCAUCGGCUUCGGGCUUGUGGUGGCUGCCUCUCACUUACUGGUCACAGCCGCCUUGGUCCCUGCCAAGCGCCCACGUCUCUGGAGGACGCUCGGUGCCAAUGCCCUGCUCUUCGUGGGCGUGAACAUGUAUGGCGUCUUCGUGCGCAUCUUGACGGAGCGCUCACAGAGGAAGGCCUUUCUGCAGGCUCGAAGCUGCAUCGAGGACCGACUGCGGCUGGAGGAUGAGAACGAGAAGCAGGAGCGGCUGCUCAUGAGCCUCUUGCCCCGGAAUGUCGCCAUGGAGAUGAAGGAAGACUUCCUGAAGCCCCCUGAGAGGAUUUUCCACAAGAUUUACAUCCAGAGGCAUGACAACGUGAGCAUCCUGUUUGCAGACAUCGUGGGGUUCACAGGUCUGGCAUCCCAGUGCACGGCCCAGGAGCUGGUGAAACUGCUCAACGAACUCUUCGGCAAGUUCGACGAGUUAGCCACGGAAAACCACUGUCGCCGCAUCAAGAUCCUAGGGGACUGCUACUACUGUGUGUCGGGACUCACCCAGCCCAAGACUGACCACGCCCAUUGCUGUGUGGAGAUGGGACUUGACAUGAUCGAUACCAUCACAUCUGUGGCCGAGGCUACUGAAGUAGACCUGAACAUGCGUGUGGGGCUGCACACCGGCAGGGUGCUCUGUGGUGUCCUGGGCCUACGCAAGUGGCAGUAUGAUGUGUGGUCCAAUGACGUGACCCUAGCCAAUGUCAUGGAGGCUGCUGGCUUACCUGGGAAGGUUCACAUCACAAAGACGACCCUCGCAUGCCUGAAUGGGGACUACGAGGUAGAGCCAGGACAUGGCCACGAGAGGAACACCUUCCUGAGAACCCACAACAUCGAGACCUUCUUUAUUGUGCCGUCCCAUCGGAGAAAGAUAUUUCCAGGCUUGAUUCUCUCCGAUAUAAAACCAGCCAAGAGGAUGAAGUUCAAGACUGUCUGCUACCUGCUGGUACAGCUCAUGCAUUGCCGGAAAAUGUUCAAAGCAGAGAUCCCCUUCUCCAAUGUAAUGACCUGCGAGGAUGAUGACAAGCGGAGGGCAUUGAGGACAGCCUCGGAGAAGCUCAGAAACCGUUCGUCUUUCUCUACCAACGUGGUCUACACCACUCCGGGCACACGUGUCAACAGGUACAUUAGCCGUCUUCUUGAAGCCCGCCAGACAGAGCUGGAGAUGGCAGAUCUGAACUUCUUCACCCUGAAGUACAAACACGCUGAACGAGAGCAAAAAUACCACCAGCUUCAGGAUGAGUACUUCACCAGCGCCGUUGUCCUCGCCCUCAUCCUGGCCGCCUUAUUUGGGCUUGUCUACCUUCUGAUAAUUCCACAGAGUGUGGCUGUCCUGCUGCUGCUGGUGUUUUCUAUCUGCUUCUUGGUGGCCUGUAUCCUGUACCUGCACAUCACGCGGGUCCAGUGUUUUCCAGGGUGCCUGACGAUCCAGAUCCGCACUGUUUUGUGUGUAUUCAUAGUGGUCUUAAUCUACUCAGUAGCCCUAGGAUGUGUGGUGGGCUGCCUGCCCUGGGCCUGGAGCUCCCAGUCCAACAGCUCCCUAGUGGUCCUUGCAGCUGGCGGCCGGCGCACUGUGCUGCCUGCCCUGCCCUGUGAGUCUGCGCACCAUGCCCUGCUCUGCUGCCUGGUGGGCACCCUCCCACUAGCCAUAUUCCUGCGGGUGUCCUCCUUGCCAAAGAUGAUCCUGCUGUCCGGGCUGACAACAUCCUACAUCCUUGUUCUGGAGCUCAGUGGAUACACCAAGGUUGGGGGUGGUGCUCUCUCCGGGCGUAGCUAUGAGCCAAUCAUGGCUAUCUUGCUAUUCUCAUGCACACUGGCCCUGCAUGCCAGGCAAGUGGAUGUCAGGCUACGGCUGGACUACCUCUGGGCAGCACAGGCGGAAGAGGAGCGCGAUGACAUGGAGAGAGUGAAGCUGGACAACAAGAGGAUCCUCUUCAACCUCCUGCCGGCCCACGUGGCGCAGCAUUUUCUCAUGUCCAAUCCCCGGAAUAUGGACCUUUAUUACCAGUCCUACUCCCAGGUGGGCGUCAUGUUCGCCUCCAUCCCCAACUUCAAUGACUUCUAUAUUGAGCUGGACGGCAACAAUAUGGGGGUCGAGUGCCUGCGGCUCCUCAACGAAAUCAUUGCCGACUUUGAUGAGCUCAUGGACAAGGACUUUUACAAGGACCUGGAGAAGAUCAAGACCAUUGGGAGCACCUAUAUGGCCGCCGUGGGGCUGGCGCCCACAGCAGGAACCAGAGCUAAGAAGUCCAUCUCUUCCCACCUGAGCACACUGGCAGACUUUGCCAUCGAUAUGUUUGACGUCCUGGAUGAAAUCAACUACCAGUCCUACAACGACUUUGUUCUCCGAGUUGGCAUCAACGUUGGCCCUGUGGUGGCUGGAGUGAUCGGCGCUCGGAGGCCCCAGUACGACAUCUGGGGGAACACAGUCAACGUGGCCAGUCGGAUGGACAGCACUGGGGUCCAGGGCAGAAUCCAGGUGACUGAGGAAGUCCACCGGUUGCUGAAGAGGUGCUCAUACCAGUUUGUGUGCAGAGGCAAAGUCAGCGUCAAGGGCAAGGGAGAGAUGCUCACGUACUUCCUAGAAGGCAGGACUGAAGGAAACAGUUCCCAUGGCAGGACCUUUCGCCUGGAGCGGAGAUUGUGUCCUUAUGGAAGAGGUGGAGGCCAGCCCAGACGGCCCCCACUGUGUCCUGCAGCUGGACUCCCGAUCAGACCGGGGCUUCCCCCAGCCCCCACUAGCCAGCACCUGCCGUCCACAGCAGCAGGGAAGGAAGCCUAGUGGAGCCCAUGGGCCACUGGAGAUGCACGCAACGCAAGAGUGCUCCAGGGUGACACAAGCCACCGUGGCUUCAACCAAGACCAGCCAGAGGAGCAGAGUUGCCAAGCGACUUGGCUGAAGAAGAAGCAUCGUCUAGGUGUGGCCUGAGGCCAAUGGGAGAUGUGCCCAAGCCACCCACUUGGGGCAUACGGAGCCCUGUCUCUUCCUAGUGACCCGGUGAUGCCCGGCUAGUGUUGGCAUAUUGGGACCCUGGGAAUAUCUUCCACGGUCAUAGCAAAAACUAUGAAGGUCCAGCUGGCAGAGGAGCCCACCAUGACCAAGCCUCAAGUCAACCUGGUUUAUGGGUGGCUCCAGCCCUCGCAGGCCCUGGCUUAUGGGUAGUUCCAACCCUGGGUAGCAGUUUCGAGUGCCAGACUGAGAAGUUGGCCCCGCUGGGCAGGGCCAUGACAGUUGAGCUAUUCAUACCACAGGCACAGCUUAGAGCUGGUCAGGUCUUGGACAGGACAGUACAGGAAGAAUUGAAAAGCCACCUCUUACUGCAUGAAGAGUAACGUUGCUGGCUUUCCUCAAGAGUAGGCUUUUGCUAACAGCCAGAGGCAGGUCUUCUGGAAUCCUCUGGGUCCCUACAGCCCCACUUCUAGCCUCCUGGCCUGUGCAUUCUCUUCCAACCCCACCUGCCUGCUGGAUUCUGACUCCCGUGACAGUGGGCCCUCCUCUUCCUGUGCCAUCGCUACGCAUUCAGAGAAGAGGGGUGUAUGCUGACUUGCCUUCUCUGUGGUGUCUUGGACACUGUGAGUGUAACAAGAAUCAAGCCUUCGUUUAUGCUAAGAGUGGUUGACCACGCUACCCACAAGCACUUUCUUUGCUGGAAGACAUCAUUUCUCUGGUAUAACCAUUCCUCUUCUUGGUGGCUUCAGAGUUGGCAGUGUGUGUUCCUGAGUCUUGGGUGUGGUGUUCCUGCUCCAGGGUGAAGGGAAAGAGUGUCCCUGUUGACACGGGGUGGGGUGCGGGGCUCUCCCAUCUAUGCUUCCCUAUGUCUGCAGCUGAGGUGAAAACCGCAAGUGUGGGGGACAGGAGCCUGGAAGAGCUGCUGGGAAGUGACGGGCCAGAAAUAGUUGGAUGAGAUCUGGAGAUACGCAGCCUCAUUCACAGGAAGGGAGGCAGCCUGCAAACAGAGCAGGUGGGCAUAGGCCCUGCCUGCCAUGGCUGUGGAGGCCCAUCUUCUCAUGCUCCCCAAGGGCUUUCCCCCUUCCUAGGGUCCUGUCUUCUUAGACUGAGGCAGAGCAAAGCCCAGCCUGCAGCAGCAGGACGCAUAUGUGGGGUUCCUGGUCCUCAACUCCGCGAUGGCUCAAGUGUGUGACCCUGCCGGGGCCUGGGUAGGUCAGCCAGCUAUCCCUGAAAGACUCAGGUCGCGUGUUGGUAGGAAGAAAGUGUCAAGCAAGGGAGAGCUGGAGGCUCCUGCAGAGUCUCCAAGCAUCUGAGACUGUAGACUGCACUAUAGGCACCCUCGGGUGGGAGUGGGACAGCUGUAAAGACUGCACAUUCUCUCCGCGCUGGCGCCUGUGGUUGAUGCUAAAGGGAGCCUCUGGCACUGUCUGCAGAGGAGCUCUGACCUGUGCCCACCCUGCUUUGUUGCCCUUCUGAUGAUGCCAGGCAAUGUGGCCAUCCUUUGCUGCCUUUCUGACACCCUACUCUGGCUAGACCCCAGAGCGGGGCCCAGACCCACCUCAGCACCCCACUGUAGCCUUCAGGGCUGGCGAGCAGCUCGCUUCACCCUCUUCUGGUGGUCAUGUGUGGUUCCGGGGACUUGGGAUUUGGGAAUAGCAUUGCUGGGGGAUGCUGACUCCAGUAGGGCAGAGGGCAGGGGAGAGUCUUUGCAUUUCUCCCAUGGUCCAGAAUUCCGUCAGAGAUUGCAUUUAUAGGAAAGUUUCAGACUGUUGAAGGGUGGGGCACUGAGGACAGAUUUCCUCUGAGCCAGAACCUGGCUAGGGCAGGCAACUCUCUGUAGCUCCCGCCUCCUGUCUGCUCUCUUGUUUGCCUAACCUUGGUACAAAUAGUUUUUUCCUCAUGGGCUUCGUUUUCACUAGGACUUUCUUACCUAUCUGUCUGUCUGUCUGUCUGUCUUAAUCAGAUUUGAAGCACUCAUCUUAGACAGGAGCACUCAGAGCGAGUGAGUACAUGGCCCUGGUUCUGCGGGCUGUGAUGCUGUCCCCGGCCUUCUAGGUCAUUAAGGAUGGCAGAAACCCUCGAGCAUGGCCUGGGUUUCCUCAGAGUGGCUUCUGGGCCUCCAGAACUGCUGUCUUUCUGGGCUGUCCAGGUAAUGGACAGAGGGGUGGUUCUCAAGGAUGCUCACGUGAUAGCCCCAGGACCUGUGUGUUUGUUCUGUCAGUCAAGAAGCUUCACAGGGGGUCUUAGGGUAGCUGCUGAAGGGUGAGAAACUAUACCUAGACUACACCAGUGGGGUUGGUGCAGACACAUGGACUUUCAGAAGUCGACAGAAGGAUGGACAGGCUGAGAGAGGCACGGAGCACACACUGAGGAGACUCAUGAGGACAGCACAGCUCCAGCCAAGCAAGAAGCCAGGAUGUCACUCCCACAACCACAGGGAACUGAAACUGGCCCUGAGUAAGCAGCAGGCAGAGCAUCAGACCCAUUAGGGAGGAGCCCGGUGACACCCGGAUCUGACCUCUAAGACUCUGAGCAGAGCCAGCUGAGGGCAGUAGCACCGCACUCACACGGAGUGUGCAAAACGGAGGUUCCAUGGGUGCUUGGGCAAAGCUACCCACAGCGUGAUCAGAGCAAGAGAAAGCAACCGUAGAGGGUGACAUUGCCUUCUCUGGGCACAGAACCGUUCUGAAGUAGACUACACAGGAGCCCUGGCUGGGUCUCUUCUUCAGGGGCGACAUCUCCAUCAUCAGCAGUUCCAACCCCGCCUACUUCUUGUGAGGUCAGGAUCCACACCUGCAGCCAUAACGUUCCUCGGGGUUUGGUGAUAAACGGCUUUCUUUUUAUUUGUGAUAAAAAUGUAUUAUAUUGCCUUAUUUAUUUUUAAUCUUGUACAAUAUUCAUGUACAAAUGUUAGAGCCAUUUGGGUAGGAUUCUCUCCAAAUUAUUUAUUUUAAGAUGCUCUGUAAAUAGUGCACCAGUUACAGGUGCUUCCUGUUCACUUGUACCAAAAAUGGAAAAGCCUGGCACCCGUGUCAGCCCCUGCUUGUGAUGCUUUGGCCCUUGGGAAAUGACCCCUUUGUGUUCCCUUCUCAGCCCCAGCAUGCCUCCCGUGCCUGACAUCGUAGAAUAGAACACAGCCCCAGAAUGCUUCCAAAUGCUUCCACGGGCUGUGCCAACCUGGGACGGUCUAUACCUUCAGGUGUGUAUCCCCACACAUCCAGCAACCCAGUUGUUUCUCAGACUCCAAAGCCACCAGGGCUUCCGGACCCCCUUCUGUCAUAGAAGCAAUAACCAUAACUCUAUACCGCAGAGACAAGUUUGGCCCAAGCAGAUUGAUACUUCGGAAUCUACCCGUGCAUGUGAGUUUGCUAUAAAGGACUGGCAUUCCAGAUCCCCACCCCUCCCAGAAGGCCCAGCUCUAGCUUCUUGGUUCCUAGAGCCAGGAUUGGUACCCCAGAUAGCUGAGCAGACUGAGCCAACUGACAGUCCUGGACCCCACGCUAUUACUCACUAAGGGAUAAAGCUUAGGGCAGCCACAUUGUCCUAGAUCUGUACCUCUCCUCGAAUCAUGAUGCUUCGUGUGACAGAGCGUAAUGGUUUCUUUCAGCUGUGUGAGCAUCAAAUAGAAAUAGUCUGUUUCAGCGGUGUGAGCAUCAAAAGGUGGCAUUUCCAGGCACUUGUGGAAUGCCAUUUAAAGAAAACGGUGCCAUAUUCAAGGCUGCACUUCUCACCCUUAUCGGUGCCGUCCUAGUAGGAGAAGAGCUCUGUGUUGGAGCGGGCCAUCCCUGAGCGUAUAAGAGGAAAGGGCUAGGAAGGGAGCCCUGACUAGCAUUGAGGAUUCAGGCUGUGGGCUCAGCUGGCAGAUGUGAUUAGCCUCUAGAGGCUUCACAUUUUAUUUAUGUGCAAUCUGAAGGACACUUGUGCCAUAACAAGCACCGACAGCAACCCGCAGAGGCUGUGUGAAUGGCUGGCUUCAGUGGACUGGGUAUGAGGCGAGCAGUUUGGAUUGCAGAAUUAGGGAAGGUUUCAUUUCAGUCUCCCAGCCAUCACCAUUUUCAACAAGGUAAGUUCUAGGGCUCCCCACGUCACAGGUAUCUUAUUCCCAGCCCGUACAGAGCUUCAGUCAGUGGGCGUUGGGGGUGGGGGUUACAGAGCAAGUGUGUGCCUUUCACAGCAAGCAAGCAGUGGCAGGGAAAGAACGUUCCUACAUAUCCUGCUCUCGCAUCAGCACCACGAGAGGCUGCAGAAGCGACGCUGAUGUAUUACUCUCUUAAAUGGCUAUACAUAUGUGACCCCCAGAAACAGACUUGCUCAUGCUUUUCAGUGGCUCCACUUUUAGUGUGCUCUCCCAUGCACACAUGUAUGUGCAUGUGCACACACAGGCAUAUAUAAACAUAGCAAAAAACAAACCCUUCUCCUCCCAGGUGUUUGGCUAAUAAGGAACAAAUCUGGCAGCUUGAUUGUUAUGUGGGCCCUGAAGCAUCUUGCUUCUCCGACUGUCAUUGGCUUUGAAUGUUUCCAUUUUUGGAUUUGAACCAAUAGUUCCUCAUUUUCAUUUACAACUGCAGGCUUGGACAUAGGUUGAUGAGUAAAAAUGUGUGUGGGGGGGGGUCAGUGUGUGUGUGUGCUUGCUUUGGGAUGUUCACAGCUGGCAGGAUGAAUAUGGAUGUGCUUUGGCACUAAGCAACUCCUGGUGCCUAUUUGGUCAGCUGGUACCACAUGAGACCAGUGUGGAUCUAGAGUCACAAGGCCUAGAAUCCAGGAACCUUCCUAGGUGCCUGGGAAGGCAGAGGGUGUGAGGCCUGGUCAGAGGAUCUCCGCCUGGAGGGUAGGGAGAGAGUAGAACUGAAGGGCAUGUUCAGGAAGGCUUCUGCAGCUCACUGGAAGGAGAAUUCUGGAGAGUUUGAUUUCCACAUCUGGAUGAUCUGUGGUAGAAGAGAGUGAGCGGUCCUUACUGCACUAGUUCAGCAGAGGCUGCUGUACUAGCCUCUUCAGGCCCGGGUGCGUUGAGGCAAUCUGCUGCUCCCAUUUCUUUUGUUUUGAUGGUUUGAGGGUUAGGGCCCAUGCAGGAUACUGUGCAGAGAGAUGCCAGGGGGAGUGUCCAUCAGAACUCUGAGGGAGGAGCAAAGUGGUACAUGAGCCCUUCCCUCAAGUUAUAGGAGCUGACGUGGGGGCCACGUCUACCACCUGUUGUGCCAGCUGCUGCCUGUCUGGCUUGUACAGUGGGAAGAACAAGACUCAGGAGGCUAUCUUGGGCUGUGAUUCAGAAGUGACUGGGGAAAAAAAAAUGUCUUAAAACUCAGAAAAUUGACCAGAGUUGUGCCACAUCCCUCCUGACAAGUGUUGGGUUGUUUAAAAUCUAACGAAUGUACUGCGCUUUCUUCAACAUGUUACUAGAUCUGCUAAGUCCACGGUCAACCACAGGGAGGGCGAUCAUCCUUGCAUCGUCUAUUACCAUCUUUGGGGGGGCUUUCAUAUGAUGGUAAAUUGAUCGAACACUCAUUACUAGUAUUCCCGUCUAGUUUGGCAAUUCCUGGAUACCUUCUGUGGGCUUUUCAUUCAUGAACAGCCUGUGGAAGAACUGGUAGGAUAAUCCCCAACGCAUGUUGUUCUGAGGCUGCAUGCAGAGAGGGAGGGGCCAUGCCUCAAUUCCUCAUCUGUUUUGGCCAGCCUGUGUGUUUCCUCUUACAGUUAGGUUCUCUGCUAAGCAAACUGAAAUCUGUAAGAACUGGGUUGCUGUCAAUGUGACUGACCGUACAACAAUGCUUACUGUGGUGCAGGGAACCUCGUGGAGGCUGGUCCCUUGUGGGCAAGGCUUGCUUACACCCCAUAUUUGGAGCAUGUGGCCGAGUGCUGUUUGGUUCUGUAGUCCUUGGCUUCUUGUUGCUAAAUUAGAGCCAUCCGGUUCCUUUCACAUCGGUUGCAUUCCUCCAAGGUUACAGACACCCAGUAAGAAGUUAGAUGCCUCGCUUGAGCGAGCCUUGUUUUGUAGCCCUCGAAAUUCUACAACUUUCUGAAACACAAACUGUCAUUGUGUUUAGUGAGAAUCUUCUCGAAACACUCUUUGCUGCAGAGCCCAAGCCCCUCUCCUGUAUUCCUCCUCUGCACAGCCAGCCCGGCUCCAGUUACAGCUCUUACCUUCAACGCUCUACAGCCAUUUCUGUCACAUGCUUCUGGCAGGCACGGCACUGAGAAUGCCUGCCGAGGGAUUAAAGGGACGCUUAGAGAAGGUUCCCCAGGCUUGUAAAGAAAGCAGUGAAGGGACUAUGAUGGAUGGCAGAAAGUAUGUCAGUCUCCCGAGUACAGGAGCCCCACAUGCCUUCUAAGUGUGACCUGCCGAUGCCAGGCGACGUCCACGUCAGAUACAUCAGUUUCCAAACACAUCCAUGCGCUUUCUGAGAAUGAGCGUUUCAGUGGAGAUGCUCUCUGAGACUGGUUCCAGAAAUCUCUUAGGCAAGGACAGUUGCAGGCCACUCCAUCUGCCUGUGGGUGAUGCCGCCAUCCCCCGUGGCACUGCAGUGGGAAGUGGGCCUGACAGCAGCCAGAACUUGUCUCUUACCUCCCACCAGCAGCCUCCACUCGGCCCCAGGCCCAUGAAGCACAAGUCUCAGGAGACUGUUCCCAUCCUGUGGGGACCCCAAGGAAGCCCCCGGCAUCUCUGGGGGCACAACUGGCCACCAGGAGCACACAUGCCUGGGAAGGAGGGGCUUGUUCCGUUGCCUUCACCCCUGUUAAAAUCUAGUAUAUGCAAGCCACUUGCACUUUGGAAUUGCAUGCCAUGAAAUUCCUAAUUGUAUGCACCUUAGUUUCAAUUUGACAUUAUGUCGCAUGCCCGAAAGAAGGGAUGGCUUGGGCUUGUCUUCAGGUCACCUCUACUGCUUCUUGGGAGCACACAGUGUUCCCCUCUGCCAAUCAAUUCCACAACCCAUGUGACUCCGGCAUUUACUGUCCACCCUCUCCCGUCAGCCCGUGCUCCCUUUCCCACCAUCCUCUCACGUAAGCUGAUUGCUCACCAGUUUGCACAAAUGGGAAUGUCAUUAUGAUCAUAUCUUAGCAGUAAUCACAUCUCGAUUUCAAGUAUAAGCCCCAAAAUCCACUUCUGUAUGUCCUUACUUAAAAAAAAAAAAAAAAGGCAUGUAAGCACCUGUGUCCUGUGUUUAUCAAGAAAGCUUCGAGUCCCUUAGUGGGAUGAAGGGUGCAUGGACAAAGGGGGCAUUUUCUCCCACACAGACUCACCAGAUGCGUCCGUAGCUGAGAGAGCGCGAUGAUUAUAGUCACAAUAACUCAAUAUCACUGGGUAACCUCUCACAAUAGAUUUGUAUAAUCAAUACGGGUCUAUUUUUAUGUCAACUCUGUAGAGCACCUUCCAGUCUUUUUCAAGAUUGUUAAACGGAGACAAGUAAUUGAAUAAUUUGCCCUAUUUUUAUUUAAAACGUGGAUGAACUGAAAUGUGAAUGUGAAUGUACAUUUCUUAAUCGCAACUUUUCUACUCAGUGUUUGCACUAUACUCUCUGGAGUCUUAUUUAACAAAAAUAAAAGAGAAAAAUUGCUUGACUAAA